Mugil cephalus (flathead mullet) is the source of this 1610-nucleotide messenger RNA. Its product is annotated as zinc finger and SCAN domain-containing protein 12-like. The coding region runs from base 133 to 1350 and encodes 405 amino acids. Gene Ontology annotation, molecular function: DNA-binding transcription factor activity; RNA polymerase II cis-regulatory region sequence-specific DNA binding. Lineage: Eukaryota; Metazoa; Chordata; Actinopteri; Mugiliformes; Mugilidae. The transcript has 2 exons. The record is from RefSeq and is a predicted model, not a curated record. Gene Ontology annotation, biological process: regulation of transcription by RNA polymerase II.
UUGUUUGUUCCCGGAAGUAAACCAAAACACAACACCUGGGAAGCCACUUCUCCUCCAUGCGGGAGCACCGGCUGUCUGAUCAAGGUGGAAUAUUGCCUUUUAGUUUUAUUUUAGUUAAUUUCCCUCGGAAGGAUGUCUUUCCCUUCCUCUUUUGGGACGCAGGUCGCGGCCAUCUUGGACGUGUUAGCGAAAGCUGCCGUGGCAGAAAUUACGAAGCUGGUGGAGGAUGGAAGUGUUGUUCUGCGCCUGGAGAUGUGUCGGAAGCAGAGUGAGAUUCAGGAGCUCAGGAGGGGCUUACAGCUGAUGGAGGCUGAACUGUGCAGAGCUCGGGAAGCUGCAACCACCCGAAGCACCGAGGAGCAAACAACUGCGGACAAAAGCGACGACCAGAAAACGAGCGUGGCGCAUUUUCGACCAAAAACUGCUGAUUCACCGCGGGAGCCUCAAACCGGAACGGACGAGAGCCUCAACGUCGUGCUGAGGGUGAAACAAGAGCCGUUGUACGAACUCGCCACGGGAGAAACGACGUACGACGCAGAAAUGACUGGAAAUGACUCCAUCUGGCCUCCUCCCGCCUGUAGCACGUUGGAGAAAAGCUCUGUCGCACUGCAGCAGCAUGCACAGAUUUUAACCUCUCAAUCCGAGCAGUACUCUUCUCACGGUAACUCGGACGAGUCUUACAAGUCAGUACCGAGAGCAGCAAGAGAAGCUGCAACCGACUGCUUAAGUGUGCCUAUAAAAGUAGAGGUAGAGGUUCCUCCCGUGUGCAUGGGAGAUACAACUACAGACUCCAUUGUUCAUAAUGAGCAGUUUAGACGUGUUUUAUGUCCUGUGGUUAAACAGGAUGAGUGUCUGCAGUCUGCUUCACAACAAGCUGGGCCAUCACUGGUUAUUUCUAAUGUGCAGGGAUCCCCAGCAGGCCUGUUUGCAUCCAACGCUCAAGAUCACACCCACCCCAGACACGGCGUAAGAGCGAAAAGGCCGACUAUCGUGAGGAGAACAAAUCAGAAAGUCUUCACGUGCUAUGUGUGCAACAAAGGUUUCCCCCGCGCAUCUCAACUGGAGGAGCACAGGGCCACGCACCAAGCCUCCAAACCCUUCCGCUGCCUCGAAUGCGGGAAAUCUUUCACCCAGAAGACCCGGCUGAAGACGCAUCAGAGCGUGCACACGGGAGAGCGGCCGUUCGGUUGCACGAUCUGCGGCAAGACGUUUUCGAGGCAUGACAACUGCCUGAGGCACGAGCGGUUCCACUCUGGGCAGAAGCCGUACAGCUGCAGGCAGUGUGGGAAAAACUUCGCCGCGCUGGGUAACCUCAGAAUGCACCAAGGGAUUCACCUGCAUGGGAAGUAGGUCUCAGGUAUAGAAGCUCAGUGAUCAGCGUUCAACAUUUGCACAACCCUGUACAGUUUUAUUAUUUGUUGAAUGCACCCAGAAAAUGCAUUGAAUUUUAUGAAGUGUAGAUAUUUUGAAAAAAAAAAAUCUAUCUAUUCUUCUCAUGUCUCAAUGAAAUCAUAAUUUUUAUUAUGUAUUAUUAUUAGUAUUGUUAUUGUUAAUAUUCAGUGUUUUUCUAGCUUUUUCUGAAAUAUUGCAAAAUAAACUAACUGUGACAA